UUAUCACGACAACUGAGAGAGCGGCUUUGGUAAUUUCCCCGUCAAAUUAACCCAUAUUGAGCUCAAACAAUAUAUAGGUUUUAUACGAUGGGAGACAAGAAGAGCCCCACAAGGUAAAAAAAAAAAAUACAUAUUUAUCUUGAAAAAUUGCCUAAAAAUGUGAUGAACACUUGUAAACAGAGUGCGCGACCAAUGGAUGCGUAGCCCCGCUAGCUAGCUACAUUGUAGCUUCAUGGCGGCGGGUUGGCUCUUUUAUGGGCGAAUCUGAUCAUACGGCUCAAAUAAGAGUAGUUUGUGUUGUUGUUUUUUUAUUUAAAAAAAAGUAUUCACACAUUCAUGAAUAUGUUAGCUUAAAUGGCUAUACUGACAGUGUUGGGCCCCAUCUCUGUGUGCGUGUUUUCUUUGAAGGCCGAAGCGGCAACCCAAGCCCUCUUCCGACGAUGGAUACUGGGACUGUAGCGUCUGUACGUUCAGGAACACCGCCGAAGCUUUCAAGUGCAUGAUGUGCGAUGUCAGAAAGGGAACGUCAACACGGUAAGAAAAUCGAAGAAAUGUUGUCCUGGCAGUUUCAGACUAUUGAUACAGGCAGUGAUUACUAUGAGCUGUAACUGUAUCAAGCAGGCUGCUGAACCUACAACAGAGGACUCCUAAAUCAUUGUAAUAUGGUAGCCCAAAUUCAAGCGGUUAGUUUGAAUGAGACACUUCUAAUUUGGGGACAUUAUUUGCCAGAUUCUAUGGUCCAGUUAGUCUGGCAAAUUGUCAAUUAUAUACACUACCAGUCAAAAGUUUGGACACACUUACUUAUUCAAGGGUUUUUCUUUAUUUUUACAUUGUAGAAUAAUAGUGAUGACAUCAAAACUAUGAAAUAACACAUGGAAUCAUGUAGUAACCAAAAAAGUGUUAAACAAAUCAAAAUAUAUUUUAUAUCUGAGAUACUUCAAUAGCCACCAUUUGCCUUGAUGAAAGCAUUGCACACUCUUGGCAUUCUCUCAACCAGCUUCAUGAGGUAGUCACCUGGAAUGCAUUUCAAUUAACAGGUGUGCCUUCUUAAAAGUUAAUUUGUGAAAUGUAUUUCCUUCUUAAUGCGUUUGUUGAGCCAAUCAGUUGUGACAAGGUAGGGGGGGUAUACAGAAGAUAGCCCUAGUUGGUAAAAGACCAAGUCCAUAUUAUGGCAAGAACAGCUCAAAUAAGCAAAGCGAAACGACAGUCCAUCAUUACUUUAAAACAUGUAGGUCAGUCAAUACAGAACAUUAAGAACUUUGAAAGUUUUCUUGAAAGUUUCUUGAAGUGCAGUCGCAAAAACCAUCAAGCUCUAUGAUGAAACUGGCUCUCAUGAGGAACGCCACAGGAAUGGAAGACCCAGAGUUACCUCUGCUGCAGAGGAUAAGUUCAUUAGAGUUACCAGCCUCGGAAAUUGCAGCCCAAAUAAAUGCUUCACAGAGUUCAAGUCACAGACACAUCUCAACUUCAACUGUUCAGAGGGGACUGUGUGAAUCAGGCCUUCAUGGUCGAAUUGCUGUAAAGAAACCACUACUAAAGAACACCAAUAAUAAGAAGAGACCUGCUUGGGACAAGAAACACGAGCAAUGGACAUUAGACCGGUGGAAAUGUGUCCUUUGGUCUGGAGUCCAAAUUGGAGAUUUUUGGUUCUAACCGUCGUGUCUUUGUGAGACGCGGUGUGGGUGAACGGAUGAUCUCCGCAUGUUCCCACCGUAAAGCAUGGAGAAGGAGGUGUUAUUUUUACGUUUACAUCAUUUAGCAGACGCUCUUAUCCAGAGCGACUUACAGUUAGUGAGUGCAUACAUUUUUUUAUACUGGCCCCCUGUGGGAAUCGAACCCACAAUCCUGGCGUUGCAAGUGCCAUGCUCUACCAACUGAGCUACAGGAGUGUUGUGGUGUGGGGGUGCUUUGCUGGGGACACUGUCUGUGAUUUAUUUAGAAUUCAAGGCACAUUUAACCAGCAUGGCUACCACAGCAUUCUGCAGCGAUACGCCAUCCCAUCUGGUUUGGGCUUAGAGGGACUAUCAUUUGUUUUUCAACAGGACAAUGACCCAACACACCUCCAGGCUGUGUAAGGGCUAUUUGACCAAGAAGGAGAGUGAUGGAGUGCUGCAUCAGAUGACCUGGCCUCCACUGUAUAUAUUUUUUCAAUAAAGGAAUAAAACUAACAUUUCAUUUUUGGGGUGCAGAAUUGAUCAGGAACAUUUUCCAGGGAAAGUAGUCAGUUGUCAACAGGUCAGGUGUGUGCAGUACUGGACCUCGUAAGAUGUUGUUCCUGUGCAGUAUUUGUCCGUGUGCAGUAUUUGUCAGUGUGCAGUGUGUUUCCUCAUGGUAGUCUACCUUACCAUACAAUACAUCAUACAAUAGGAAUCUAGCAAAAGAGGACCCCUGUAUAUUUUCAGUGUGCAUAAAUAUGCAGUGAAUAAUGCAUAUAUGUACAAAUACAAUUGUAUUUGUCACACGCCGAAUACAACGGAUGUAGACUUUACCAAGUAAUACUUGCUUAUAAGCCCUUCCCAACGAUGCAGUUAAAAAUAAGAAAACAUGAAAAAUACAAUUAGUAACACAGAAUAAAAUACACAAGAAGAAAGCUAUAUACAGGGAGUACCAGUACCAUAUCACUGUGCAGGGUAGCCAGCAGAUUCCGUUACGCUUGUUUACGCUGAGCUGCACUGGGGUUGGAACGCAAUCAUGGUUACAUUAAGACACCGUGGAGCCGGCGCGAGAUAUGGGUCUGAAAACGUAGCUCAAUGCAAGGAUGGGAUAUGCCACUGUACUCCAAGUGUUACCUUUUUCCACACUGAUACAUCGAAGAUUGAAAUACUGCUAGUUUUCCGGGAAAACUGCCCUUUUCGUCCCCAUACUAGCUAGCAGUAGCCACAGCAGCAAUUAUGGAUUGGCGUGUCGUGUUGAACAACAAAAGAGCAGAUUGUCUGACACUACCAUUGCUGCGGCGUAAACAAGCGUAACGGUAUGGUCGGAAUCUGCUGGCUAUGUGCAGGUGUACAAGGUAGAUAUCUACAUAAAGGCAGGGUAAAUAAUAAUAUUAUAAUCACACUUGUUUCUGUUUUUUAGGAAGCCUCGCCCUGUCUCCCAACUGGUCGCCCAGCAAGUCACUCCACAGUUUGCUUCACCCACACAACCCAAAAAAGAGAAGAAGGAGAAAUCGGAGAAAGAGAAGAGUGAAAAGGAACCAACACUGAAAAAGAACAGCCACAAGAAGAUGAGGUAAGGAGGAACCUAUGUUUGAACAACAUAUUCACAAAGAUACUAUAAAUGUUGAAGAAUAUUUCAAUCGUCUUAUUUUAGUGCGAUGAUUUACAUGAUUAUUACAUUUUAUCAAAAUCAUUUACAGGUUUCAAUCGACCCCUCCCUGUUAGUACCCUAACUAGCCAUACUAUUGACUCCUCCUCCUCUUAGUACCCUAACUAGCCAUACUAUUGACUCCUCCUCCUCCUCUUAGUACCCUAACUAGCCAUACUAUUGACUCCUCCUCCUCCUCUUAGUACCCUAACUAGCCAUACUAUUGACUCCUCCUCCUCUUAGUACCCUAACUAGCCAUACUAUUGACGACUCCUCCUCCUCUUAGUACCCUAACUAGCCAUACUAUUGACGACUCCUCCUCCUCUUAGUACCCUAACUAGCCAUACUAUUGACUCCUCCUCUUAGUACCCUAACUAGCCAUACUAUUGACUCCUCCUCCUCCGCUUAGUACCCUAACUAGCCAUACUAUUGACGACGACUCCUCCUCUUAGUACCCUAACUAGCCAUACUAUUGACUCCUUCUCCAGUUCUUCUAAUGACCAUAUAUCCAUCUAUACCCCUCUCUGUCUCUGUUACCCUCCCAGGCCCAGGUUAAAAAACGUGGACCGGAGCAGUGCCCAGCACCUGGAGGUUACGGUGGGCGACCUGACGGUCAUAAUCACAGACUUUAAGGAGAAAACCAAGCCCGCCUCCACUCCUUCCAGUGCUGCCUCGGCAGACCAGCACAGCCAGAGCGGCAACACUAGUUCUGACAACACUGAAAGGGGGGUGUCACGGUCGUCCUCACCUCGGGGGGAGGGCUCGUUGGUUAACGGAGAGACUCACUAACCCUCCUCCCUCCCCCAUUUCCUCCCUCCUCACCCAACUUAGUCUCAUGGAACAAGACAAGUGUGUCUCUGAAUAUUGCAUACAAAUCUGGCAUGCAAGAUUACACCCAACGCUACAACCCCAUGUCUGGUACCCCUCACCCCAACCCAAUAUCUCAACAAACUUUUGCCUAAGUACCACCAGUUCAAAUUGGGUUGGAUACUACACUGCAUUCCCCUGAUGAGCAAGUAUAAUGACUGGGCUUUUGGUGCUGGGAGGACGCUGUGUAUCAUCAACGUAUUGGUUUCAGCCAAGAUCUGGGUUGUGUUCAGUGGGCACCAAACAGAAGAAAAUGGAUGGAAACUAGAACGGGGGGGAUACCUGGACCUGUCCAAUAAGAAACGCUCAUAUUCGUUUUCUUUUGCACAACGUUUUAAAACAUUUUGUUAUGUUGUGCCCUAAUGAAAACAACCUUGGCCUGAGUGAACUGAGCUGAAGUUGUAACGGUCUUGAUGGUGUUGGUCCUCUGUAGCUCAGUUGGU
Messenger RNA from Coregonus sp. 'balchen', 4613 nucleotides. Lineage: Eukaryota; Metazoa; Chordata; Actinopteri; Salmoniformes; Salmonidae. The record is from the annotation of a GenBank genome assembly.